Daphnia pulex (common water flea) is the source of this 1054-nucleotide messenger RNA. RefSeq names its product vacuolar-sorting protein SNF8-like (gene lsn). The transcript is spliced from 4 exons. Gene Ontology annotation, cellular component: ESCRT II complex. Gene Ontology annotation, biological process: protein transport to vacuole involved in ubiquitin-dependent protein catabolic process via the multivesicular body sorting pathway. Lineage: Eukaryota; Metazoa; Arthropoda; Branchiopoda; Diplostraca; Daphniidae. The coding region runs from base 157 to 939 and encodes 260 amino acids. The record is from RefSeq and is a predicted model, not a curated record.
AGUCAAUUGUUUUCAGAUCCAGCAAAAAUAGCAGACAGCAUCACAGCAGAAAAAACAGAAAAAAUAAACAAAAACAGUAAACCAGAAAGCUGUCAUCUUAAUAUCUUAUUGUGACAGAAUAACAUUGACAUUGUUUAUUGACAAAAUCAAAUUGAAAUGAGGAAACGACCAGGAAUCGGUGCAAUUCAUAAACAAAGGGUCGAGCAAGAACGAUUUAGAGGUAAAGCCACAGAACUGCAAGAUAAUGUUUUUGAACAAAUGACAAAUCAAAUGGAAAAAUUUCGAACUAACUUGGAAACAUUUGCAAGCAAGCAUAGAAAUGAAAUUAAGAAAAAUCCUGCCUUCAGGAAGCAAUUCCAAGAUAUGUGUGCAUCAAUAGGUGUAGACCCACUCGCUUCAAGCAAGGGAUUUUGGUCUGAGUUGUUAGGGGUUGGAGACUUUUAUUAUGAAAUUGCAGUUCAAGUUAUUGAAGUGUGCCUAGCUACUUCACCAAGAAAUGGGGGUUUGAUUACUUUGGGUGAGUUGCGUCAGAGAUUAAUCAAAGCUAGAGGAAAAGCCCAACACCAUCAAGAAAUUUCAAAUGAUGACAUUAUAAGAGCAAUCAAGAAACUGAAAGUGUUGGGACCGGGAUUCUCUAUAGUAUCCCUCAAAGGUACCCAAGAUACUUCAGAUAUUCUCAUAAGAUCCAUUCCAGGUGAAUUGAGUGCUGACCACACUGAAGUCCUCAAAGCAGCAGAAGCUCAAUCAUUCACUUCUGUCAAAGCAUUAAAAUCAACGUUGAAUUGGGACGACGUUCGCUGUCUGCAAAUCCUUAAUGAACUUUUGCGUGAUGGUGUGGCAUGGGUUGACGAGCAAUCCUCCGAAAAAAUGUACUGGUUUCCAUCAUUUUUCAAACCCCUCAUGAGUGAGGAUGAGAUCGCUUUGCCGCCUCCUAAUUAAAUCACUGGUCAUACCGAGAAAGUUGAUCUAAUAAUGAAAUGGUUGACUGAUGAAAAUUUUGUUUUUGGAAAAAUUGCUUGAAACAUUGAAAACGAAUAUAACAAAUAAAAUUAAA